Messenger RNA from Phlebotomus argentipes, 1047 nucleotides. It is a transcript of the gene Mp20, whose product is annotated as muscle-specific protein 20. The record is from RefSeq and is a predicted model, not a curated record. The coding region runs from base 137 to 691 and encodes 184 amino acids. Gene Ontology annotation, molecular function: protein binding. Lineage: Eukaryota; Metazoa; Arthropoda; Insecta; Diptera; Psychodidae. The transcript is spliced from 3 exons.
AUAUAGCGAACGAAACUUGAGGAUCAGUUAGUGUUCUCUAUCCAAUCGGGGUACAACCUCAGCGGAGGAGUGAAGCGUCUGAGACAAGAGAGUUUUCCUUUUCGCCACAAACACAACAAAGCCAAUCCCACCCACAAUGUCUCUUGAGCGUCAAGUGCGAGCCAAGAUCGCGGGAAAGCGCGAUGCCACGAAGGACAAGGAGGCGCAGGAGUGGAUUGAGACUCUCUUGGGGGCGAAAUUCCCCGCUGGCAGUCUGUACGAGGAUGUCCUGAAGGACGGCACAGUCCUGUGUCGCCUGAUGAACAAACUCCAGCCCAACUCUGUGCCCAAGAUCAACGAGAGCGGCGGCCAGUUCAAGAUGAUGGAGAACAUCAACAACUUCCAGAAAGCCCUCAAAGAUUACGGUGUACCUGAUAUCGAUGUCUUCCAGACGGUGGAUCUGUGGGAGAAGAAGGACAUCUCUCAGGUCACCAACACCCUCUUCGCUCUCGGACGUGCCUGCUGGAAGCACGCCGAAUUCGGCGGUCCCUACCUCGGCCCCAAGCCAGCCGAUGAGUGCAAGCGCGACUUCACGGACGAGCAGCUGCGCGCCGGCGAGGGCAUCGUUGGCCUCCAGGCCGGCCAGAACAAGGGAGCCUCGCAGGCUGGCCAGAACAUUGGCGCCUCACGCAAGAUUCUGCUUGGAAAGUAGAAACGACGAUUCCUCAUCAAUUUCACAUCGCAAAGGAAUGCUUUUCAUUGUAUCUUUUCCAACGCACUUCGCAAUGCCCACAACGCUAUUUAUAGAUGGAUACCAUAAAGGAGAUGAUGUAAAUCAUUACUCUCGCCAAAUGGGUAAUAAAUUAUAAUUAUUAUGUGAAUUUUCUACGAAAUAAAUUGUGUAUAGGAAUUUUUUUUGGGGAGUCAAAACCGGAGGAAGAAGAAGUAAAAAGGAGAAAAAAGAAGAACUUGGGGAAGAAAAAAUGUAAGAGAAUGUAAUCAUUGUUUUAUUUUGUUGUUUUUCUACCACCCAAAAACGAAGAAUUAAAUAAAUUUUUCUUAUUAUAA